AUGCGUUUCAUGCAAUUGCUUCUUACAUUAACACUCUGGAUUCACAAUCAAUUCUUCGUUUUUUGUUCAUAUGCUGCUCCUAAGGCGACAACAACGACGGUAGGAGCGACCUUAACGGACACACCUGAUCUAGAAGACGGUCAUCCAAAUCACCAACUUUGGAGAAAAAUGAUCGAUCCGAGUCGGUCUCAAUCAUCUGAUCGUACAAAUUAUUUACGGCAUGAUGCAACUAUUAAUACAGUCGAAGAAUUUCUCGACACACUGAUCAAUUCAAGUCGGUACGAUCGACGUAUUCGACCGUUCUUCAGUCAACGAAAAGCAUGUAAUGUAACAAUGACGAUUCAUAUUAACACCAUAUCAGCGAUUAAUGAAGUUAAUAUGGAUUAUAAUACAGAUCUCAUUUUUCGCCAGUCGUGGUAUGAUCCAAGGUUGAAUUAUACUGGAACGGAUUGGGCGAUCAAAUCACCAAUAAUCACUUUGCAUUAUUCGCUGAUUGAUCGUAUUUGGGUACCGGAUUCAUUCUUUCGGAAUGCCAAAGAAGGUAAACGAAGUGACAUAACGGUGCCCAAUCGGCUGAUUCGUAUUCAUCGCGAUGGCAAAGUCCUCUAUAGUCAAAGACUUCUACUUAAACUUGAUUGUCAAAUGAAAUUACAAAAAUUCCCACUUGAUAACCAGACAUGUGUAGUUAACAUAGGCAGUUAUGGCUUUGCUACAAAUGACUUGGCUUUUUUCUGGGAAGAAGCUCCAAAUGUCAGUGCUAUUCGAGUUAAUGAAGAUCUUGAAAUGCCCGAUUUUGUUUUGAGUAACCAUGAAGCAAGAUACUGUAAUCGAACGACAGCAACAGGAAAAUUCGCUUGUAUCGAAGUACACCUCGCUCUUCAACGCAACAUCAACUUAUAUUUACAACAGCUUUACUUGCCAUCAACGUUAAUUGUUGCUCUAUCAUUUAUCGCAUUCUGGAUCGACUAUAAAUCUCAUCCUGCACGAACAUUAUUGAGUCUACUCAGCAUUGUUACUGUAACAACAAAGGCUGAAGGCAGUUUCACAUGCCUUCUCGUUGUUCUUCAUUUGAAACGUUUAUUUGGUUAUUAUCUUGUUCAAGUUUAUAUUCCAUCAAUGCUUAUUGUGAUUCUUUCUUUUGUUUCAUUCUGGAUCGAUCAUAAGUCGGUUCCAGCGAGAAUUUCAGUCGGUCUUUUAACUGUACUUACAGUUACUACUCAAAGCUCAGGUAUUCGGUCACAAUUGCCACGUGUGUCAUAUAUAAAAGCCAUCGAUGUCUGGAUGUCAGCAUGUCUUGUUUUCGUUUUUGCCGGCCUGCUUGAAUACGCACUUGUUAAUGUUAUUGCUCGAAAAGGCGAACUUAAACAACAAGUUCGAUUCUCCAAAGAAAGGAAAAAUCCAGACAGACCACCAAAAGUCACUCUGAUACAAAAACUACAGAAUGGCUCAUCUUUUGCUGCUGAGAGAGUUAUUGGCAAUCGUCUUGCUCAAGUGCAUUUCUACAAGAAAGACGAUGCACAUCAAAGUAACGCUGAAACGAUGGAAACGCUUGUUCAUAAAACAAGUGGUGCCGACAGAAAUCUAGGUGGUGGAACUACCACCACUACUUCACACUCUCAUUAUUCUACGAUGUCAAAUACUAGCGCACCUUCACAAACACCACAGGUUGUCUUGUCACAGCCAGCACAGUUAGCGAAAGCUGCUAAACCUGUUCGUGACAGUGCACAAUUUGUCGAUCUUGUUUCAGCAGUCCUGUUUCCUGUUGCCUUCAUUGUAUUUAAUAUUAUCUACUGGAUGGUUUAUCUCAAUAUGCAUGUUGAAUAUAUUUUAAAAUAA
Messenger RNA from Adineta ricciae, 1836 nucleotides. The record is from the annotation of a GenBank genome assembly. Lineage: Eukaryota; Metazoa; Rotifera; Eurotatoria; Adinetida; Adinetidae.